AUGGCCCAAAAGGAACCUGAAGUGGCGCAAACGGCACCGCGGCUCGAUGAGGAAGGUCUCUCUGCGGAUGAGAUCCAACUUCGCGCACAGGGGCAUGUUGGCGAGCUGCCCCGACAAUUCUCGCCACUGUCGACGCUGGCUCUGGCCUUCAGCAUCACAAAUAGUUGGGUUGGAUAUGCCGCCACCUUUGUGACGCCUCUCUAUGCCGGCGCAGGUCCAGCAGUCUUUUGGGCGCCAAUAAUUGCCUGCAUCGCCUGCCUGUUCAUCACCCUUGGCCUGGCCGAGCAGGCUUCUGCAUUCCCCAGCAGUGGCGGGCAGUAUCACUUCGCUUUCAUGGUCUCGCCCCCAAAGUACCGAGCUGCUGUCGCCUUCACAGCCGGGUGGCUCAGUUCCUUUGCCUGGCUGUUCACAACCGCGUCUGCCAAUCUAUUCUGCGCGUCACUCUGUGUCAGCUUGGCGACGCUCCAGAACCCGGGCUUUACGCCUACGCAAUGGCAAACUUGGCUCAUUUACACGGUUUUCAUCAUCUUAUGCACGCUCAUCGUGAUCUAUCUCCCUCGAUCUAUCCCCAAGCUGGAGACGUUCUUUUUCUGGACAUCACUGGUCGGGUUCUUGGUCAACACCAUUGUCCUCUUGGCUGUAUCGCCAUCGAAGCAGACUGGCUCUGCCGUGUUCACCGAGUGGACCAAUCUAACUGGUUGGGAUAACGGCGUAGCGAUGCUCCUCGCAAUAGGUCAGUCCAUGUAUGGAUUCCUGUGCACCGACUCAGCGACACACAUCUCGGAAGAGCUCCCGAACCCCUCGCGCCACGUCCCACGCGCAAUGUGGAUGACCAUAGCCAUCGGCAUAGUGACGACCGUCCCUUUCACCCUCGCAGUCCUGUUCUCCACUCAAGACUUCGAAGCCGUCUCGCUCUCGGGCCUCCCCAUCAUGGAAGUCUACCUGCAGGCCCUCCGCGGCAACACGUCGGCCGCCCUCUUCUUCACCUUCUGGAUCCUCUUCAUCUACUUCGGCGCCACCAUCGGCCUCGUCGUGACCUCAGGCCGCCUCCUCUGGGCCUUCUCGCGCGACAACGGCCUCCCCUUCUCCGCCAUCUUCGCCAAGACCCACCCGACGCGCCACGUCCCCGCCAACGCCACCAUCCUCACCGCGUGCUUCUGCAUCCUCUACGGCCUGAUCUACAUCGGCAGCACCACCGCCUUCAACAGCUUCGUCGCCACCGCCAUCCUCAGCCUCAACCUCACCUACACCCUCCCCCAAUUCAUCGCCCUGCUCCGCGGCCGCGACCGCGUCCUCCCCGCCCGCCAAUUCAACCUCGGCCCCUACUUCGGCACCUUCUGCAACGCCUUCGCCUGCGCCUGGGUCGCCCUGUACGCUGUGCUCUUCUGCUUCCCCAUCUUCCUGCCCGUGACGGCCGACACGAUGAAUUACGUCAGCGUCGUCAUGGCCGGGACGUUCUUGUUCAUCGUCGUUAUGUGGUGGGUCGCGGGGAAGCGAAAAGUGUUCACGGGGCCGAAUAUUGGCGUUGAGGGACUGGAGUUGUUGAGCGCCAUCAAUGCGGGGGAUGUGCAGCGGGCGGGUGUGGCUAGGGGGAGUAUGGAGGCAAAAGAAGCUGGGAGGUGA
Molecule: messenger RNA, 1623 nt
Organism: Cyphellophora europaea CBS 101466
Lineage: Eukaryota; Fungi; Ascomycota; Eurotiomycetes; Chaetothyriales; Cyphellophoraceae
Exons: 3
Coding region: 1-1623 (540 amino acids)
Biological process (GO): transmembrane transport
Cellular component (GO): membrane
Molecular function (GO): transmembrane transporter activity
Source: RefSeq, a predicted model, not a curated record